AUGGCAACAGCAAUACAGGAUCGUAUUAUUCCCUCUAUGAAUACUUUGGUCAAAUACGACAACCCAGUUCUAGAUACAAUCCGGCCGGAAAAGGUACGCAAGGAGGUACCGCCAAAAAUCGGAGCAACAACUUGUAAAGUUCAAUCGACUCCUAUUACGGUUGAUACGCGACGUGAAACUGUCGACAUUCUCAACAGGAUUUUGCCACCUAAACAAUGGGAAGAAGAUGGUCAAACAUGGAUUCAACAAGUAUCGAGUACACCAGCAACAAGAUUGGACGUUAUUAAUUUGCAAGAGCAACUUGAUAUGAGAUUGCAACAAAGACAAGCAAGGGAAACUGGCAUUUGUCCAGUUCGUAGAGAACUUUACACACAAUGCUUUGAUGAAAUAAUACGUCAGGUUACUGUGAAUUGCUCCGAGCGUGGUUUACUUUUGCUCAGAGUUCGGGACGAACUCAAAAUGACAUUAUCCGCGUAUCAGAUUUUGUACCAAAGUAGUAUUGCUUUCGGUAUGCGUAAAGCUCUGCAAGCCGAACAAGGAAAAGAGGAUUUAAUUGCUACUGCGGACGAAUUGCAAUCGCAAAAAACCGACUUAGAGAAAACUGUUGCCGAAUUGAAGCAAAAAUUUGAACAGAUUCAAAAACGCGCGGCUGAAUUGAGAGAAGCCGAGGAAAAGAAACAUAUGGAAGAAAUACAAUUUCUUAAAAAAACAAAUCAACAGUUAAAGACACAAUUGGAAGGUAUUAUUGCACCGAAAAGAUAAAGCUAUUGCAAAUGACAGUUUUAAUUUGGAGAAAAUAUAUUAAUCUUAAUAAAUACUCU
This is a messenger RNA of Colletes gigas, 821 nucleotides long. RefSeq names its product 33 kDa inner dynein arm light chain, axonemal (gene Dnali1). The coding region runs from base 1 to 762 and encodes 253 amino acids. The transcript has 6 exons. Gene Ontology annotation, cellular component: filopodium; axoneme. Gene Ontology annotation, molecular function: dynein heavy chain binding. The record is from RefSeq and is a predicted model, not a curated record. Lineage: Eukaryota; Metazoa; Arthropoda; Insecta; Hymenoptera; Colletidae.